CUCCUACAUCUGUGCUAGAGUGAGGAGGGUCCUAGAACUUUGCUCGUAAUAUGAAGCGCAAAACCGCUAUAAAACUAUGUCCUUAAGCUGAUUAGUUCAUUGGUAUAUGCUCUAUUUCAGCAGACAGUGUGAAAAACGAGUUCUUGUCGGAUCCGGGAUGGAUAAGACGAUCAUGGGGAGUGCUAAACUCGACAGGAAAUUUCCCGUUUAUGGAUCGGUAGUCGGUACAACGGGCGAUCGUUCUGCUGAUUUUGCAUCAGGGACUCUACAACGGCGAGGCAAGAAGUGGAUUAUGCAGACAGGAGUUGCUAGCGAUCUUGUCAUACAACUGGGAAAUCUCAGCUUUCACUUGCACAAGCUUCCCAUGGUCUCAAGAAGUGGCUAUAUAAAUAGAUUGGUCUUUGAAAGGAAAAGCAAAGCAGAAAGCGAGAAUUCCAUGCCUAUAAACUUAGACAAUGUUCCUGGUGGAGCGAAAACUUUUGAGUUGGUAGUGAGGUUCUGUUACGGCCUGAAGCUUGAUUUUACGGCAUCGAACAUCGCCCCUCUGUACUGUGCUGCACAUUUCUUGGAAAUGAGUGUUGAUUAUCACGAAUCGAACCUCAUUCCCCAAACUGAGGCAUUUUUAAGUUUUGUGAUAUUCUCAUCUUGGAAAGACAUAUUCCAUGUGCUUAAAAGUUGUGAGAACUUGUCUCCAUGGGCCAAGGAGUUGAAAAUUUUGAACCGGUGCUCAGAGGCCAUAGCUUGGAAAGCCUGCUGCACUGAUCAUAAAGCAUUCAACUUCAGUACUUGCGACACAACCCUCUUCGAUAUUCAAGGGAAUAAGUUAACAUACUUGAAAGUCGAAAAUUUUUUUGAUCAAUGGUGGUUUGAGGAUGUCUCGCUGCUGCGGAUAGAUCAUUUCUUGGAAGUGGUAGAUGCGUGCAAACGAAAAGGGAUGAGACCUGACCUUAUCGGUGUAUCUAUAGCCGAGUGGACCCAAAAAUGGCUUUCAAGAGUGACGUUGCUCGACAAUCUGACAGCCCAGAAGCUAACUUACCAGUUGCAACGAGUUGUGAUCGAGAGCUUGAUAAGGGUACUUCCAUUAGAGGAAAAUUCUGUCUCUUGCAAUUUUCUACUUAACCUUCUCAAGGUAGGUCUACUCAUGGAGAUCGACUCUGAUCUGGUAAAGACGCUGGAGAGAAGAAUAGCCUUCAUGUUGGAGAAAUGCCGCAUGCUCGAUCUCUUGGUCGAGAAUCGAAUAGAUGGCGAUACUACGUACAAUGUCAGAGUCAUUAUAAGAGUGGUGCAAUGCUAUGUUUCCGUUGUCUGGAAAAAUCAUCCCCCAAAACUAUUCGCUGUAGGAAGACUGAUCGAUGGGUACCUCGCAUUCGUGGCGAGGGAGGAGAGACUCACGGUCAAGGACUUCCGGUCCCUUGCAGAGGCAUUGCCAGAAGAUGCUCGGUUUUGCGACGAUAACCUCUAUAGGGCUAUAGACAUGUACAUCAAGGCACAUCCUAGCAUAACAGAGGCAGAGAGAAUGGGAAUUUGCAAGGCAAUGGACUACCACAAACUGUCGAAAGAAGCGUGCGAGCACGCGUUGAAGAAUGACUGGUUGCCCCUGGACAUGAUGACAAGAUUCAUCCUCAUGGAGCAAGUGAACAUGAUGAGGUCGGCGACUAAAUCGGGAUCAGAUUAUCAAAGAACGGCCACACAAGCGAUCCUCAGAACUAGUACCGGCUCGAGCCACGGCUGGUUGAGUUCACAGAAGGAGGUGAGGAUGAUGAGGAAGGAGGUGGAUGCGAUGCAGGCGCAGAUAAGGCAGUUGCAGCUGUGUAAAUUGAAGCUUCAGACACAAAUGAGAGAAGCCAAAUAGAGACAGAAAAUCCGAUAGGCCUGUGACAUCAUGUCAACACGUUACCUGGCGUAGGAUUAGAUGGCUUUGCUUGAAGAAUCUUAAGGAAGUGGUGUAUGGUCAUUAACUUUGAGAAUUGAGUUGAGCUGGAAAAUUCUCACUCCUUUCAACUUUUGUUGCUGACAAACAUUUGAUUUCGACCGGAUAAUAAAUGGGUUUUGAAUUUUCUUCGA
This is a messenger RNA of Syzygium oleosum, 2064 nucleotides long. RefSeq names its product root phototropism protein 3-like. Gene Ontology annotation, molecular function: protein binding. NCBI's taxonomy places the organism in Eukaryota, Viridiplantae, Streptophyta, Magnoliopsida, Myrtales, Myrtaceae. Bases 107 to 1852 code for a protein of 581 amino acids. The transcript has 4 exons. The record is from RefSeq and is a predicted model, not a curated record.